Molecule: messenger RNA, 3269 nt
Organism: Amphibalanus amphitrite
Lineage: Eukaryota; Metazoa; Arthropoda; Thecostraca; Balanomorpha; Balanidae
Product: alkyldihydroxyacetonephosphate synthase, peroxisomal-like
Exons: 14
Coding region: 260-2056 (598 amino acids)
Biological process (GO): lipid biosynthetic process
Molecular function (GO): FAD binding; alkylglycerone-phosphate synthase activity
Source: RefSeq, a predicted model, not a curated record
GAAUGGGUCAAUUACUAGUCGAACCUGCGAGCCGAUCAAAAAAAAAUAUAUAUAUAUAUAUUGCGCGCCCUAACUCUUCAACAACAACAACAACAUCAAAAAUAUAUUUAUUCGUAUUUGUAUUUAUUAAAAAGUACGCAAGAGUAUAAGGGUUGGCGUGCGCAGGCGUGCGAUAAAAGGUAGCUGAGAUUUGAAACAUAGUCAGGCCACCUAGGAACACCAUCCUGAGCUGAAACACCAAUACCAUCUGACAGCGAAGAUGGAGCAGAUGUCGGUGCCUAAAAACAAAAGCUUUCUUCCAAAGCGCAGGCAGGAGCUUUUGAAAUGGAACGGAUGGGGCUACAAAGACUCCAAGUUUGUGAAGAAAAGCAAUGGCGAAUUUGGUUUUCUGGGCAACAGGUACCCGAUCGGCGGCGGCGAGGAGCUGCCUCUGUUCCGCCAGUGGGUGCAGACAGAGCUGGGCAUCGACACCUCGCGACUGGAGGAAGCGGUGCCGGAGCCAGCUGAGCGCGACUACCCGCCGCCCAACGUCCAGCCAGAGUUCCUGGCCGCGCUGACGGAGGCCGGCCUGAGCCACUCGGUGGCCGGCGAUGACCGGCUCUGGCGCUCCCACGGCCACACCAUGCACGAGAUAUUCGCGCUGCGCCGCGGAGAGCUGCCGCCGCUCGUCGACCUCGUCGUCUGGCCAGAGUGCCACUCGGACGUGGAGCGGCUGGUGCGGCUGGCCGCCGAGCACGGCGUGGCGCUGAUCCCCUACGGCGGCGGCACAUCGGUGACGGGCGCGCUGCUGCGGCCCGACGCCGAGCGGCGCACCGUCGCCUCUGUGGACACCUCGCAGAUGGCGCGCGUGCUCUCCAUCAGCGCGGCCAACCUGACGGCCCGCUGCGAGGCCGGCAUCAUCGGCCAGGACCUGGAGCGCGUACUGCAGGCGCAGGGCUACACCUGCGGCCACGAGCCCGACUCGUACGAGUUCUCCAGUCUGGGCGGCUGGGUGGCGACGCGUGCCUCCGGUAUGAAGAAGAACACGUACGGCAACAUGGAGGACCUGCUGGUGCACGUGCGGCUGGUGACGCCGCGCGGCGUCCUGGAACGGGGCAAUGAGGCGCCGCGCAUCUCGGCCGGGCCCGACCUGCACCAAUUGGUGCUCGGAUCAGAGGGCACGCUGGGUAUCAUCACUGAGGUGACGGUCAAGAUUCGGCCGGUGCCGCCGGUGAGGCGGCACGGCGGCCUCAUGUUCCCCGAUUUCGUCAGUGGAGUGCGCUUCAUGCGUGAGGUGGCCGCCCAGCGCCGGCAGCCGGCCAGCGUCCGGCUCAUGGACAACGAACAGUUCAAAUUCGGUCAGGCUCUGAAGACGCCGUCGGGGUCGUUCGGCUGGAUCAAGACCGGUCUGCAGAAGGCCUACAUCACCCGCUGGAAGGGGUUCGACCUCAACAAGGUCUGCAUCGUCACACUGAUGUUCGAAGGUACGGAGGAGGAGGUGUCCGCGCACGAGGCCCGGCUGCUGCAGCUGGCCACGGCUCACGGCGGCUUCUCAAUCGGCGAGGAGAACGGCAAGCGCGGCUACAUGCUGACGUUCGUCAUCGCCUACAUCAGGGACCUCGGGUUCGAGUUCCAGAUGCUCUCCGAGUCGUUCGAGACCUCCAUGCCGUGGGACCGCUGUCUGACGGUGUGUGACAGCGUCAAGCGCCGGGUGCGACAGGAGUGCUCCGACCGCGGCGUCUCGGACGUGUUCAUCACGUGCCGUGUGACGCAGACGUACGACGCCGGCGCCGUCGUCUACUUCUACUUCGCCUUCUGCUACAAGAACGUGGCCGACCCGGUGCAGGUGUACGAGGACGUGGAGGCGGCGGCGCGUGACGAGAUUAUCCGGUGCGGCGGCUCCAUUUCGCACCACCACGGCGUGGGCAAGAUCCGACAGCGCUGGAUGCGGCAGACGGUCAGCGCGCCAGGUUUGGGCGUCCUGCGCGCCACAAAACAGUACCUGGACCCGGACAACGUGUUCGCGUGCGGCAACCUGUACGGACAGCUGCCCGAACUGCCAGAGUCCAAACUGUGAUCACGGCCCGGUCACCUAGGAAAUCAAACUGACUCCAAUAGGGUCACCUGGGACAUCAGCCUGACCUCGGCUGGGUCGCACGGGGCAUCGAGCGAGCGGGGACUAAAUAACUGCCGGGGUGGGGGAAAGGAUAGAAAAUUGGAUUGUGAGUCGUGUCGCCGGUGUUUUGUGUAGACUAUACCCACUUUUCAUCGAUUUUACUUUCCUUGUGCCGUAUUUAGUUAUAUGUAACACUGCGUGUUGUCUGUCUUUUGGUCUUUCUCUCCUCACUGAUCUGAACCAUCAUCUUGCGUUUUAGGUCCAUGUUGUUUCCGCACAUCUUUUCUUACGCAUAUCUUUUCUUAUGCACAUCUUUAUCUCUCGCACUUGCCAUCCUGUGAGUAGUGAUUAUCAAAGGUAGUUUAAUCCACAGUGGUAGCUUGUUUCUGCACAGCCAGCUUUUUGUUGAGAUAGAAGCAGCUGUCUUACGACCAUGGUUAUAUUUUGGGUGUCUAGUCAAUCGACCUCAUAGGCAGCCGACCAUUCAGAUCAUGCAGCUCAUCCUGUUAUGUGUUGUCCAUUGUGCCGCUUGUUCGUCACGGGGAGUUGGAAUGUUAGCGAUAUUAAAGUCAAUAAUACGUUUCUUUUUACUAAUUCCACUUCCCGAUUAGAAGUGUUCCGCCGUCACGAUUUCCUAACGUCGCCAUUAUUGUCGUAUUGAGCUUUUAUGUAGUGUGCUGGGUACGACACUUCCCCGAUUUCACGAUGAUAGCAAUCAGUAAUCAUUAGGGAUCAUCUCUAUCCCUUUGCCAUCAGAUCCCUGAGUGAUCAUACGUCUUCAGCGUAUUCAAACUGCACGACUCGUGUGCGCGGUUUUAUCGAUUUAACCACAACCAAGGGCGCACGGGGGGAGUGGGUGGCGUUACUCGUGCCUCUGUAUCCUGAUUAUUUUUGUCUUAUCCAUACCUGUUUGUAAUGCUUGUUUUACAUAUGUCUAUGAUUAGGCACUCGUUCUAUUGAUUAUUGUGCUUGUUUUGGGUCUUGAUUGGGUAGUCGGCUGACAAAAGGGUGGUGUCGAUGUCGAUUUAGUCAUGCCAUCUUGAUAAUCAAAGCUUGUUUAGUCUUUGGCCGCAUUGUGAUCAAGAUGUGUGAUACUCCAAGUCAUUUUGUUUUGUUCGAUCUGAUGCUUUGGACAAGGCGUUUACUGGUUGCCAUAAUAUAAUUAGCUGCUGUC